CUGAUAGCUGUCAAAAUUCACAAGUAUUUUGCGAUUUUGUUGCGUCUAUUAGAAAAACCUUUCAAUAAUGAUUACAUCAUCCGUAAUUCUUCCGUCCCAUGUCUCGAUGUCUAUUGACGUCAUUAAACGAGUUCCCCAUUCACGAGGCAUCGCUUAGGACUUCAGAGAUUUGAGUAAAAUCUCCUUCAGUGCGUUACGGGUCGUUGUGUAGUGCGCGCGGAAAAUUCAAAUAUGGCGCAUUCGUCUUUGAUUAUUUUCGAUUUUGAUCGUACGAUAGUGGACGCUGACUCUGACGCGACUUUAAUAGAUAAAUUAAGGGAAAAGCAGCCUCCGCCGGAGUGGGAAGCCGGAAACCAUGAUUGGACUCCUUAUAUGAGUGAUGUAUUCGAGCACGCGUACUCAGCAGGGCUAAGCCGCGACGACAUACUCCAGUGCAUCGGGUGCAUGAAACCCACGCCAGGAGUGAAGGAGCUCAUCGCUGCGUGCGCAGAGGAGGGCUGGCAUAUCGUUAUCAUAUCGGAUGCGAAUACCGUCUUUGUGGAGCACUGGCUGAAGGUCAAUGGGCUACGGGAUUGCAUAACAGAAAUAAUAACGAACCCCGCACACUGGGCAGGCGACAAACUGCUAAUAAAGCCUUACAUGCAUCAGACAGCCUGUGCUCGGUGUCCGCCGAACCUCUGCAAGAAAUCUGCCCUCCUCCAGUGGACUUCUAAGGCUAAAUAUGAGAAAUAUGUGUACUGUGGAGAUGGGAGAAACGAUUUCUGUCCUGUUACUGUCUUGCCUGAACAUGCAAUCGUAUGUCCCCGCAUGGGCUACCCCCUCCACGACCUUUUAAAGAAGGACUCAUCUUCCUCCACCCCGCUGGUAAAAGCUAAGAUACUGCCCUGGGUUCACUUAACCACGGUCCUCGAUACACUAUACCCGGGGCGGAUAGGAAGGAUUGACAUGUGAUAUUAUAGUUAAGGUUUUUUUGUUAAUGUUUAAUUCUUAAAGAAAUACAUUAUUUUAUUUGUUGA
Messenger RNA from Helicoverpa armigera (cotton bollworm), 1016 nucleotides. RefSeq names its product pyridoxal phosphate phosphatase PHOSPHO2. The transcript is spliced from 4 exons. Gene Ontology annotation, molecular function: phosphatase activity. The record is from RefSeq and is a predicted model, not a curated record. Lineage: Eukaryota; Metazoa; Arthropoda; Insecta; Lepidoptera; Noctuidae. Bases 232 to 951 code for a protein of 239 amino acids.